AUGGUUGAUAAAAAUUCAGUCCUAUCUCAACUUCAAGAAGGAGCAUUGUUUAUUAAAUUUAAUGCUGAUGGAACGCGAGGUGAACGUUAUUUUUAUUUAUGUCCAAAACUCAAUGCUAUACGAUAUACUGGAUCCAAAAAACUUCUACAAAAUUCAGAAGUAGAAUAUCUAAUUAAAGAUUGUGUCGAAGUAAGAUCGGGUUUUAAAACGGAUACCUGGUUUAAAAUGUUACGAAAUGGCAAAGUGCGAGAACAACAGGAAGGAUUAUCAUUAUCAAUUCUACAUAGUCGUGGAAGAAAAAGUUUAGAUCUUUUAGCUAGCGAUAGUGAAACAAGAAAUAUUUGGAUUGAAGGCAUACAAUACUUACUUCAAGAUCGAAAUGGUGAAUCGUACAGAAGAAUUACAGACAAAUGGGUUGAAAAUUUGUUUGGUGAAGCUGAUUUAAACCGUAACGGUCUCUUAUGUAAACGAGAAGUUCAUUUAUUAUUAGAAAGAAUGAAUGUUCGUCUAUGUGCCGAUGAUGUUGAACAAUAUUUUGAACAAACAGUACUUCGAAAAGCAAAACGUCGUGAACAAUUAAAUGUGGAUGAAUUCAUUAAUUUUUAUAAAUUAUUAACGUAUAGACCAGAGUUGAAUCACAUAAUACAUAAAUAUAAUGGAACUGAGGAUAUAUGUAAUUGUAAUGCUUAUGCAACAAUUUCUCAAUUAUCGCAUACGUUCUCAUAUGUGGAUCCAUCAUUUAAACACAAUACAUUACCAAGAAAAAUAGUAAAUGGACCACCAGCACAAUGUCAAGCUUCAAAUUAUCUAACUGUUGAAGAAUUAAGAGAAUUUAUGCAAGAUGAACAACAAGAACAAUAUUCAGUUGAACAAAUUCAAGAAUUAAUUCAUAAAUUUGAUCCUUCUAUAGAAGGAAAGAAAUGUAUGGAAAUGGGAGUUGACGGUCUUAGAGAAAUGUUAUUAUCAGAUGUAAACGAAUUAAUGAAUCCCGUACAUAAACAUACAGUUUAUCAAGAUAUGACUCGACCAUUAACAGAAUAUUGGAUUAAUGCCUCACAUAAUACAUAUUUAUGUGCAAAUCAGGUUUUGGGUGAAUCUAGUGCUGAGAUGUACGUAAGAGCAUUGAAACAUGGAUGUAAAUCUGUUGAAUUGGACGUACACGAUGGUCAAGAUGGAAAACCUGUAGUACGACAUGGAUACACAUUGGUGAAAGAUAUUUAUCUUGACGAGAUACUUAUACUUAUUCGAGAAUAUGCAUUUUUCUUAUCCCCGUUCGUAUUCUUCAAAAAAUAUCCAUUAUUUUUAAAUAUUGAAAAUCAUUGUUCACUACGUCAACAAAUUAUAAUAGCUAAACUAUUAUAUGACACAUUUGGAAAUUCUAUUUAUUUGGGUAGUAAUUCGAAAUCAACAAUAUGGCCAUCGCCUGAACAAUUGAAAGGACAAAUAAUUAUUCGAGUAUAUUUUUCAAUUUUUGACAAAUGUAUAUGUAGUGAUUUAGCUAAAUUUAUUUAUUGUGAAAAUGUUACAUUUAAAGGUUUUGGACAUUCAAAAGGCUAUAAUUACAAUCAAUCAUCAUCAUUAUCCGAAACAAGGGCCACUUCUCUUAUUGAAGAUCAGCCACUAGAUUUUAUUAAAUAUAAUCAACGUUUAUUGACACGAGUAUAUCCGGCAUCAUUUCGACAAAAUUCAAGUAAUGUAAAUGCCAUCGAGUUUUGGAAUGUGGGCGCACAUAUGGUGGCAUUAAAUUUUCAAACAAAUGAUUUAUCAAUGUCUCUGAAUCAAGGAAAAUUUAGUACCAAUGGUAGAUGUGGAUAUGUUUUAAAACCGGAUAUUCUUCGACAAGGUUUAAAUCCAUUAUGGCAUCACAAUAUGAAUUUUACUGUUUGUAUUCCCGAAUUAUGUCUUAUUCGAUUUACUGUUAAAGAUGAAACAGAAUUACUUGGUCAAUAUUGUAUACCGUUUUUAUCUAUUCAACAAGGUUAUAGACAUAUUCGGCUUCUCAAUCGUUAUAAUGAGCCAACAUCAGGAACAUUGUUCGUUAAAGUAAAAAUAAUUAAUACGGAAUAA
Messenger RNA from Didymodactylos carnosus, 2067 nucleotides. The record is from the annotation of a GenBank genome assembly. NCBI's taxonomy places the organism in Eukaryota, Metazoa, Rotifera, Eurotatoria, Philodinida, Philodinidae.